AAAAAAAAAAAAAAGGCUUAAGUAUUGAAAAAGGACCCUAACUUUUAUUAAAUUCGUAAUUGAGGUCCUCAACAUUUAUUGCACUCAAUUAAGGUCUUAAACUCACACAAGCUCUCAAAUUAGGACCCAAUUGGAUGGAAUCUUAACAUCCGUCAAUUCUCACUUGACUGUCCAUUGCGAUCUGUUACCCCCUCAGUACGUGGCAUGCCAAUUGGAACCAUAAAGUUGACUAUAAAAAAUAUUUUCCAACAUGGCAUAUGGGGCGGGAUCUUUCCCUCUGCAUAACAGACUUCAUCCGCAACGUGAAAAAAUUGCGAGGCUUAAACCCAAAGAACUUCUGUGGAGCCGAUAUCUACAACAGCAUUAUGAUCCGUUACGUCAAGGCUUCGCUGACAUACCGAGCCAACCAGAGGAUUCUGUGGUGAUCGAUUUCAACUAUUACCGCGUCGACAAUGCUUCCACCGCGAGGCUAAAUGAAGACAUCUGGGAAGAAAUCGAGCAAAUGGCAUUCUUCAAGUAUGGCGUGCAGCCACAUUGGGCAAAGAAUAGGAAUCUUGGGUUCUUGGGAGUGCAGAGUAAUUACCCAAACUUCAACAAAUUCAUUGCGGAGAAGAAACAAUUAGACCCGCAAGGCAUAUUCUCUAGCAAAUGGUCGAAUCAUAUACUAUUGGGAAGCAAAGCUAUUGAUAAAGGCAACGGGUGUGCACUAGAAGGACAGUGCAUUUGCUCGGAGGACAAACAUUGCAAUCCGAGCACAAGGUACCUCUGCAAAGAAGGUCUUGUUUACAAGGAAGCCAAAGGAGAAAGACAGGCUGUUGGGCGGAGAAGUUCCAAGGAUUGGGUAGGCUGCUAUUGGGUGGAGAAGAAGAUCUUGCAUGGAGAGAGGCAGAUUGAAAAUUCUAGGGAUCUCACCCCCAAAUCGUGAAAUAGGAAAGAAGAAGAGAGAUGGGAGAAAAAGGAGCCAUGGGUCACACAUGCCACGUAGGAAUGUAAAUUUUUACAAUCAGCCUUAUGGGUCUAGUUGGCAUGCCACGUAUUGAGGGAGUAAUAGACUGCAACGGACAGC
Rubroshorea leprosula is the source of this 1066-nucleotide messenger RNA. The record is from the annotation of a GenBank genome assembly. NCBI's taxonomy places the organism in Eukaryota, Viridiplantae, Streptophyta, Magnoliopsida, Malvales, Dipterocarpaceae.